UUAAUGAAGAUUAAAAGGGGAUAGCAUUAGCAGCAGCAUAAGGGGAGGAAGAAGUAAGAAAGCAAAACAAAGAAGCCACCAAAAGCCUCUUCUCCCCUCUUCUCUUCUCUCCUUUCCUCUUCCUUCCUUCCUUCCUCGUUGCCUGCCUGCAUUUCUUCGUCUUCAUAAAUAGUUUUGUUGUUGUACUUGUUUCUUCCAACAGUCUUAACACAGCACCAACAGACUCUCAGGGGGGAAGAAACCUCCACAUGUUGCUUGCCCAUCUAAGCAUUUGAACAAUAUUACCUAGUCGAGAAGGGGAAAAAACGGAAGAGAUUUUGAUUUUGAUAUCUGGGGUUAUCUCCGAAUUGGGCAAAAGAAAAAAAGAAUCUUUUUUUUUUCUGGGGGGGUUUGGAGGUUCUUCAGAUUGUAAGGAUUUGCAGGAUUGGGGUUUCUGUGAAUUCGUCCGUUCUGAACGCUCAGAUCUUAGUCUUAAAAAGAGACGCAGAUGGAGAAGGAAGAGAAGAAUGAGAGGGGGGCGAGUAUGAUGACGACGCCACCGGAAACAGAAUUCUUCUUGCAGUGGGGUAACAGAAAAAGACUCCGAUGUGUGAGAAUCAGAAGCAACACUAGUCCCCCUUACCACCACCACCACCACCACCACCUUUCAUCCUCUUCUGCUUCUGACCUCUCUUCUGCCACCACUGCUUCUACUAGAAUUCGCCGCAGAAUCACUUCUUCUAGAUUCCUUUCUGUCUCGUCCCAUGAUGAAAAGCAAUCAUCUUUUACUCAACCGCCCUCUCGCCUCACAAGGAAUUCAGCAGAGCCGGCAGUGACGCUGAGAUCGGAGAGCCACCGGAGGGUGUCGCCGGAGGAGGAUAGGUCUUACACGACGAGAGGAUCAGUGCAAGUGGUGGGGAAUUUGGAGGACAAUUAUGGUGGGAAGGUCAAUCAUCUAGUAGUGGACGGCCAUGGCGGUGCUGGUGCAGCAGGAAUUUCUGGUGGGGAUGGCCAUAACAACAAUAAUAGUAUUAAUGGUCAUAACAACAGCAGCAGCAGAGGAGGAGCAGCGGUAGCUCCGGUAUGGCCAAAGCUUUAUGUUGCUCUGUCGAGCAAAGAAAAAGAAGAAGACUUUAUGGCCAUGAAAGGUUGUAAACUUCCUCAGAGGCCUAAGAAGAGGGCAAAAGUCAUCCAAAGAACUCUACUUUUGGUGAGCCCAGGAGCCUGGUUAACGGACAUGUCCUUGGAGAGGUAUGAGGUCCGGGAGAAGAAGAUUUCUAAGAAGAGGCCAAGAGGAUUGAAGGCCAUGGGCAACGUUGAAAGCGAUUCAGAUUGAUUGAAUGGAGGAGACGAGGAGAUAGAUGAGGAGGAAGGAGCCUGUUUCUGCAAUUCAGAAGCUGAGCUUCCUUGAUUAACCUGAAAAUUUUUUGGUUCUUUGUUGUUUGUCGGCCGGCGGUGUGGAUUGGCCUUUGGUCGGGUGAGAGCCCUGACCUGGACUCUGCGGAAGCGGGUAUGCUAUGUAAGCAGCGGCAGCAGCCAGCUAGAUAGGGAUAGAGAUAGGGUAUUAGAUGGAAGGAUACCGUUUUACAUCUGACUCCCUAACCUAGGUUGGAGGAGCAAGUUUUAAUGGGUUUGUUUGGAUUGUAAGUUAUUUGAGAAUCAAAUAUUUUUACUGUAGCACUUUUUGUGAUGUGAUGUAUGUGAGAUAAAAAGGUAAUUGAGAAGA
Molecule: messenger RNA, 1705 nt
Organism: Coffea arabica (coffee)
Lineage: Eukaryota; Viridiplantae; Streptophyta; Magnoliopsida; Gentianales; Rubiaceae
Source: RefSeq, a predicted model, not a curated record